Messenger RNA from Symbiodinium sp. CCMP2456, 217 nucleotides. Lineage: Eukaryota; Dinophyceae; Suessiales; Symbiodiniaceae. The record is from the annotation of a GenBank genome assembly.
GAGAGCGGUCUCGCGCCAGGGGACCCGGGGUCUGAAGGCCACACAGUCGCUGCCAGGCCUGCACUGUGGCACGAAGCCCAUGCGGCGAUUCUGGGUGUCAGGUCAGGCUUUGCCCGAGAACAACAUCCGCACACACUCGCGGCAACCUGCCCGUGCGACAACGGCACCAGGACGCGUCCGAUCGAAGCAGCGACUGAAAUCACUGACGCUGCCGGAG